Molecule: messenger RNA, 489 nt
Organism: Fibroporia radiculosa
Lineage: Eukaryota; Fungi; Basidiomycota; Agaricomycetes; Polyporales; Fibroporiaceae
Exons: 2
Coding region: 1-489 (162 amino acids)
Source: RefSeq, a predicted model, not a curated record
AUGUCUACCACCCCACAAGAUGAGCCUGCGCCACAAUCCAUCCCUCUCCCGAAAGUCGCUAAUACGCCUCCCGGGGUCAUGAAUCAUAGUAGAUACAGUACCAACGCCCAUUUUCAAGAGCGUAAAGAGCAGCAUGCAGAUGUCGAGGUCCAGCUUCGCGACGAGAUCGGCCGCUCCGUCUACUGCGACACUCCACAAUUCAUCGAGAAGAUCUUCGAAGGCGUUGAGGAUUCCGUCGUGAAGAAGAUAUUCAAUGUGGCGUGUACUGGCAGCAAUCCUUUGUAUUCUCGAGACCGCUGGACGAAGUUUCCGGAUCCAACGCCAGGAUCCGAGAAGCAGCUCUACAAUCCAUUCGUCGAUACCGCGAACUUCAUCACACAAGAGUGUGGCACUGCUAGUGCCACCGUUCCUAAUGACAACAGGAACAUAUGGUGGUCCACUGCCUCUACCGCCAUCCCAAAGGCACGCGGUUGCAUCUAUUGGCCAUGA